AUGUCUGAACAAGAGCGUAUACAGGACUGUCUGAGGAAAGAGAUACGGUCCCUUCUUAUUUCCACUAAAGAUGGUUUGACUCCACAACAGCUGGAGAAGGAGUACCUUUUGAUGGUUGGCAGCCAUCUACCCCUCCGAAUCCUUGGAUAUCGGUCCACUAUGGAACUGGUGUUGGAUAUGCCUGAUGUGGUUAGUGUCUGCCCCUGUGGGGAUGGUACCGUAAUAUUGAAAGCCAUUCCAGAUGAAUCCACCAAAGGAAUAGCAAGUUUGGUUGCAAAGCAAAGAAGGAGCCAUAAGGUCCGAAACUCCGUGCAAAAGGGAAGAGCCAGUGUUUGCUCCGGCCGGGUGCCUUACCGUGGAAGGGUGCCCCCUAUUCUUCCAGCAGUAGUGAAGAGUGAGUUAAAAGACCUUUUGGCAUUGUCUCCUGUUCUCCUUUCUGACUUUGAAAAGGCGUUUGCCAAGCGUUUUGGACGAUCGUUUCAAUAUAUGCAGUAUGGAUUCCUCUCUCUGUUUGAAGUGCUGAAUGCAGCUUCGGAUGUCAUUUCUGUAGAGCAGACCAGAGCAGGUUCUCUGUUGACUCUAAAAAAGAGUGUGUCAGAGGCAAAGCAGAGAGGAUGGCCAGCAGGUAAAAUUUUUACUCAGCCAUUUAGAAUGAAACAACAGGGGUCCUAUUCUGCAGGAUUCCCAGUAACGAAGGCACGCUUUUCACAACCAACUUCAAAUAUGGAGACCCCCAAACAAGUACUGGGCAUGGGGAAGACACCCACAUUUAAUGCAGUGGAGGCUUCAAGGCUGAACCACACUGAAAAACUAAACCAGUUGGAAAGCACAUUCAAAUCAGUAAUUGCACAAAUUGGACCUGGAGGGACUGUAGAUCCAGAUCUAAAACACAAGAUAAAAUUUGUCGUAUCUAAGUUUCCACAAGGUUUGUUUAUUUCUAAACUGCUUGGAGAAUUUGAGCUAAUUUUUAAAGAGCAACUUUCACCAAAACAAUUAGGGUUCUUAAAUGUGACAGAACUUGUUGGCGCUCUUAGUGACAUUCUCCGAGUUGAGUUCAGUGAAGAAAAGCAAGACUUGCUCGUGUUUGAUGCUGACCUGAAGCCUCUGCCGCCUGGUGGACCGCUUUCAUCAGUCAGAAAUUCGUGUUUAGUUCAACCAGACAAGAAAACAGAAGCUAACGCUUGGGCCUCCAGUCUCUCCAGAAAUUCACUGUCCCCUGUAGCGGUUAAGAAGACCACAUGGGAUUGCCCUUUGAAGAACCACAAGGAGCCAGAACAGAAGAUGUACAAGAAGCCUAAUCUGGUGGUGAAGCCUUUACAGCUGCAAGUAGAAGCAAGCAAACCCCAGCUCAGCUUGUCAGUGGCAAACCAUGACAUCCCACCAGAUGCCGUGCGUGCCAAGAAACUGUGCAGACUGCCUCCACUGGAUACCAGCACCCUUGUGGGGGUCUUCGUGGAAUAUAUAAUCUCUCCUAGUCAGUUCUACAUCCGGAUCUACAGCAGAGACUCAUCAGAAUUACUUGAAGACAUGAUGAUUGAGAUGCGACGCUGCUACUCCAACCAGCUGGUCUCUGAUCGGUACAUUAUGCCAGACUAUUUUAUCCAACCAGGACAUCUCUGCUGUGUAAGGAUCUCUGAGGACAAGUGGUGGUACCGGGUUAUUAUCCAUCGGAUCCUUGGGAAAAAGGAAGUUGAAGUGUUCUACCCAGAUUUCGGAAAUAUAGGAACUGUCCAGAAGUCCUCGCUGAGGUUCCUCAAAUCCUGCUACACGAAGCUUCCAGCUCAGGCUAUCCCUUGCUCUUUGGCGUGGGUGAGGCCAGCAGAGGAACACUGGACAUCCAGAGCUAUCUUGCACUUCCAGAAGCUGUGUGGUUUGAAGCCGUUGGUGGGAGUGGUGGAUGAGUAUAUAGAUGGAAUCCUUAAUAUCUUUCUUUGUGACACGUCCUCACAUGAAGAUGUGUAUUUUCAUCACGUCUUGAGGACAGAAGGCCAUGCUAUCGUAUGCCGAGAAAACGCCCCGUCCAAGGGCUUCAGGGACCUAAACCCACCAGCACUGUACACAAACUCCAGCUCGGCGCCCGGUGACAUGGUCCUGACAGAGCUGGGGCACCCUGCUCAGCAGCACUAUUUGAAUGAAGAUGGGGAGAUACUGCAGCAGCCCCAGCAAGAUAUUAAUGAUGAAAAGUCUAUAAGUCACCUUAAAUCUGCACCCAAGGAAUUAUUAAAGGAUUGUAAAUUGAGUUCAUUGAAAACACAUAAGAGCUGUGAAGAGGAUUCACAGUGGUCCAUCCUGCAGCCUAAGGAUCCGAAGGAAGAAAAUGAGGAUGAGGUCCCUACUGGAAUGCCAUGCCUGGAGUCAGUGACCAUAGGUGACGAUGUUUGGGAUGAGAACUGGCUCCCUCUACAGGCCAAAAUAGGGGCGGCAGGAAGUCCUGCUGCCCAUCUGUUUACUUCAAGCCUUGUUGGGAAGAAACAGUGUCAGAUUCGUGGAGAAAUGACACAAAAGGACUGGUGUUUUUCUACAUCUAAUGAUAUCUGGGAUGAUUCCUGGCAGCCUUUGGGCCUUGCAAAUGAUGGGAAAGGAGGAAUUCACAUACCAGAAGGGCCCAUUGCUCAAGACAAAAAUAGCAGCACAAUCCGAAUUCGAAAGAAGCCAGAUUUACAGUACCCUUUGGAUUCUUCCACACUGCCCAAACUGGAAGAGUUCUACAUCUCUCUGAUCAAGUCUCAGCAGUCAGCAGAAGGGAGCCAGUCUGGAUCUGACAACAUUCAGACUCCGCCUAAGCCUGGGCAGACAUCCUCAGUGUCACCCAGUUCAACCCCUGCAGUGGGCGACUCUCCAGACAACCACUCCGGCUCUGUGGAAAGCUCUCCAGGGAGCCUAAAGAAUGAAGAUUUUUCCGAUGGCCAUGCUGACUCAGUGGUCAAGGACAAGAGUCAAGGAGCCAUGGACCAGCUCUCUUUCAUUUUGUCCCCCCAGCACCAGAUUUCUCAGAAGCUCUACAUUCCUCGAAGUACAGCCACGGCUGUCUUGGGAGCUGCUGCGCGGUUAGCCACGUCCAGGAGCCUCCUGCACUGGUACCCCAGUGUGACAGGAGGGAAGCUUGAGGGGCAGGAGGCAGAGAGAGAUGGAGUGAAGUAA
Molecule: messenger RNA, 3141 nt
Organism: Apodemus sylvaticus (European woodmouse)
Lineage: Eukaryota; Metazoa; Chordata; Mammalia; Rodentia; Muridae
Gene: Tdrd5
Product: tudor domain containing 5
Exons: 17
Coding region: 1-3141 (1046 amino acids)
Biological process (GO): germ cell development; spermatogenesis
Source: RefSeq, a predicted model, not a curated record